UGCAGGUAGAGUGGGGAACAGCAGAUACAGAGAGGACGGGCUUGGUAGAAAAGAGGAAUUGCGUGCUUUUAUUACACAGAGAAGUUCUCCCCCUUCUCGCUGUUAUCUGCAAGGCUACUCGCAAAGGUGUGAAACGAUGGCAUUGACCCAAGAAGCUAUUUUGAUGUUUUUGGUUGAACAGGGCGGUAAGGCGAAGAAUUCUGACUUGUUGAAUACGUUUAAAGGUCUGAUAAACUGCAGCGAUCCCGUGCAAAAGAAAGAGAACAGGGAACUUUUCAAGAGGUUUGUUAACAACGUCGCAGUUGUGAAAGAAAUCGAUGAUGCCAAAUACGUUGUUAUGAAGAAAAAGUAUCAGCACUUACUGAAGGGAGACGCGGCUUUUACCUACCAGAAUUCCGAAUUUGGCGAGAGUCCGAGUGGCUCGACAACGGUCUCCCCGCUUGCUACUACCUCAGAGCUCCGUUGCUUUUCUCAGCGUGAAGUAGGUAAGAUUCUGAAUUCUGAUGCUGAUAACAACAAUCUGUCUACUGUUUCAAGAAGUAAUGAAGAUGCUUUGAACAGUAAUGUUUUAAAUUCGACCAGCCAAUUGCCUUUACAUAGGAGCAAUACAGGAGACAGGCAGUGUUUCAAUGCAGCGGGUGUUGGUAACAAAUCAGUUAACACUGCUCAAGUGGAAAUUUCAAAAGUCAAGGAGCUCAGUCCCUCAGUUGAGGGUAAGAAAUUAUCUAAAAUGGCUCAAGUGGAAACUUCAAAAGUCAAGGAGUUCAGUCCCUCAGCUGACAGUAAGACCGGGAAGACCGGAGCUGUUUUUGCCAUUGUGGCAGUCAAAUCGGAGUCAAAUUUACAGAAUAAUGAAGUACAAUCCAAAUGUGAUGGAUCAAACCUCAAAACAGAGAAACAAGGCACACCGAAAUCAGACCAGAAGCCGUACAUGUUGCCUUUAAGAAUGCCACCAACCCAGAUAAAACCAGAGGCCCAAGAGCCAGACACCAAGGACAAACUCGUGGUCAGAGCUACUUCAGAGCAUGACCUUUGCAGAUCUCCCAGAUCAAAACGGAGACAGUUAGAGGAAGCUGUUAAGCCAGGUUCGCCUCAACUGAGGAGAGGGUACAAGACUACCAAGCCGGGGGAAGAGCCCAAAUACUCAGACACCGUACCGCUGGACUCUAUGGAGCAUGAGUGGUUGGUGAAAUCUGCAGCUGGGCACUGGAGUCAGGUCUACGGUCUUUUGCUGCAGGACACACAGCUAGCAGAGAAAAAGGACUUCAUGUCCGGCUUCACCGCGCUGCACUGGGCUGCUAAAAGUGGCAACAGCGAGAUGGUGUGUAAAAUAAUCGAGAUAUCUAAGCGGGCGGGCACAGAGAUCGACAUUAACACCAAAACCUUCGGAGGGUACACGCCUUUACACAUUGCUGCCAUCCACAACCAUGAGUCUGUGAUGGCCCUGCUUGCACGAGAUUAUGGUGCCAACACAAACAUAAGGGACAACAGCGGGAAGAAGCCGCAUCACUACUUGCUCAAAGGGGCUUCCCCUGAAGUGAAAGAGUUGCUCGGAAAGCCACAGGUCGUGCAUCAGGAGACGCAAUUUGAGAGGAAAGAGGACGAUCAUUUCACUGAUCUUCCGAGAGGCUUUAACACGUUAAGUAGACUGUUUCAGCCUCAUUCUGGGCAUAGAAAGAAGCACAAGCAACGACCAGGGUUCUAUUCGAUAUAUGAAGACCCGGAUGAUGAGAAAGAAGAGGGCACGUCCAAGCGCAGACCCUUUUCGGAUGUGUUCCUUUAAACGUAAGGGCGCUUUCCAAAAACAAAUACUGACUCCGAGAUAUCUACAUUCGACAAACUGUUUCACUGUCAUUUGUUUUGUUCAUAAUCUUCUAACUGCAGUCUUUACUUGACAUUUUGUAUCCCACCAAU
Messenger RNA from Megalops cyprinoides (Indo-Pacific tarpon), 1914 nucleotides. Its product is annotated as ankyrin repeat domain-containing protein SOWAHA-like. The record is from RefSeq and is a predicted model, not a curated record. Lineage: Eukaryota; Metazoa; Chordata; Actinopteri; Elopiformes; Megalopidae. Gene Ontology annotation, molecular function: protein binding. The transcript has a single exon. The coding region runs from base 137 to 1783 and encodes 548 amino acids.